AUUGCACUAUUGCUAUACCAAUACGUAUUUAUACAGUAGUUAUACAACGAGUUAUAUAGGAUUUAGUGGAUGCUGAAUGAGAACCUAACUGUAUAUAUUUUUCAUUACUGUUCAGAACUUAAAGGUGAUCCCAGAAACCCAUAAAAUGAAAAAAUUAACUCAGUGGGUUGUUGGUGUAAAUAUACUCUCUAUAUUAUGGUUAACUCUACUUUUUAACCAGUAUGAUAGUAAAGUUUCUAAGGAACGUUUCUUUAUAAUACAAUUUCUUCCGAUUAUUUUACUGAUUUUGUUUGGCGUGUUUGCAUUAGCAGUUAUAUUGUAUAGAGUGGCAACUUUCAAUGAUUGCAAAUCAGCUGCAGAAGAUUUACAAGCGGAAAUAAAAGAAGCGAAAAUAGCUCUCCAACAAAAAGGAUUCAAAUUUGAUUGAUAUUUUAAUAUAUAUUUACUUGCAACAACGGUGUUCACA
Messenger RNA from Diuraphis noxia (Russian wheat aphid), 466 nucleotides. It is a transcript of the gene Dpm3, whose product is annotated as Dolichyl-phosphate mannosyltransferase subunit 3. NCBI's taxonomy places the organism in Eukaryota, Metazoa, Arthropoda, Insecta, Hemiptera, Aphididae. The record is from RefSeq and is a predicted model, not a curated record. Gene Ontology annotation, cellular component: endoplasmic reticulum membrane; dolichol-phosphate-mannose synthase complex. Gene Ontology annotation, biological process: GPI anchor biosynthetic process.